This is a messenger RNA of Solanum stenotomum, 1466 nucleotides long. RefSeq names its product serine carboxypeptidase-like 13. Gene Ontology annotation, molecular function: serine-type carboxypeptidase activity; acyltransferase activity, transferring groups other than amino-acyl groups. The transcript is spliced from 14 exons. The record is from RefSeq and is a predicted model, not a curated record. The coding region runs from base 60 to 1466 and encodes 468 amino acids. Gene Ontology annotation, biological process: secondary metabolic process; proteolysis. NCBI's taxonomy places the organism in Eukaryota, Viridiplantae, Streptophyta, Magnoliopsida, Solanales, Solanaceae.
UCCUUAUCAUCAAUAAUAAAUACUGUAAAAUAAUUUAUCAAUAAAAUGAUUUAGGUAUAAUGGAGAAGUUGUUGUUGAAACUGCGAGUUUUGCUUCUUCUUCUUCUUCUUCAACAACAACAAGCUGAUUCGUAUUCUAAGGUUGAGUAUCUUCCCGGUUGGCAGGGCCGCCUCCCCUUCCCUCUAGAGACCGGGUAUGUUGGAGUUGGUAAAGAUGAGGAGGUGCAACUUUUCUACUAUUUUUUGGAGUCAGAAUCAGAGCCUACUACUGAUCCUCUUUUGAUUUGGCUAUCUGGUGGACCAGGUUGCUCUUCUGUCAUUGCCAUUGUUAAUGAGAUAGGACCAGUCCGUUUCGUGGAACAAGUCUACAAUGGGAGUAUGCCUUCGUUUGUACUAAACCCACAUGCAUGGACAAAGAUAGCAAAUGUAAUAUUUUUGGAUCAACCAGUAAACACUGGAUUCUCAUAUGCAACAAAUUCAGCUGCAUAUAAGUAUACUGAUGUGCAAGCAUGUGAAUAUGUCGAUGAAUUCUUAAGAAAGUGGCUCAAUGAUCAUCCACAAUUCAUCUCAAAUCCAUUUUAUGUUUCUGGAAAUUCAUAUGCUGGCAUGGAUAUUCCAAUUAUAACUCAGUUGAUAUCAAAUGGAAAUAUAGCAGGCAAAGAGCCAUUAGUUAAUCUUCAGGGAUAUUUAAUUGGCAAUGGUGUAACAAUUUAUCCUCAAGAUGAAAAUUACCAUAUAGUUUUUUGCCAUGGCAUGGGACUUAUAUCUGAUGAACUUUAUAAGUCAUUAGAGAAGAAUUGUAGAGGAGAAUACACAAGCAUACAUCCCAACAAUACAAGAUGUGCAAAUGACUUUCGAAAUUUCAAACAGAUGACAAGAAACAUUAAUGUGGAACACGUAUUAAAGCCCUUUUGCACAAAUGAUGAUGAUCCUAAAAACAUAUAUCAAAUGACUGGUGAAAGAAGAUUACUUGAUGAUAAACUCAUUUCCUUGCAACGUGAAGAUAAGUGUGAUUCUGAUUGGCGCAAGCAUAUGAGGUAUUGGGCUAAUGACCCUGAAGUCCAAGAAGCUCUUCAUGUUCGGAAGGGAAUUAUAGAAAGCUGGAUAAAAUGUAGAAGAGAUAUAAGUGAAGGCCCUCAUCACAACUACACUUUGACGGUACAUAAUGUUGUACCAUAUCAUGCAAAUCUAAGCACUAAAGGCUAUCGAUCACUUAUAUACAGUGGAGAUCAUGAUUAUAUGGUACCUUUUCAAGAGACACAAACAUGGAUAAAGUCUCUAAACUACUCUAUUGAUGAUGAUUGGCGUCAAUGGAACGUAAACAAUCAAGUUGCUGGUUAUACGAGAUCUUACUCCAACAAAAUGACUUAUGCAACAGUGAAGGGAUCAGGACACACAGCUUGUACAGACAAACCUGAAGAAUGUUUUGUUUUGUUCAAAAGAUGGAUAAAUCAUGAUCCUUUAUAA